This is a messenger RNA of Cinclus cinclus, 4854 nucleotides long. RefSeq names its product LIM and calponin homology domains 1 (gene LIMCH1). The transcript has 31 exons. Gene Ontology annotation, molecular function: myosin II head/neck binding. Gene Ontology annotation, cellular component: stress fiber. Gene Ontology annotation, biological process: regulation of focal adhesion assembly; positive regulation of stress fiber assembly. The record is from RefSeq and is a predicted model, not a curated record. NCBI's taxonomy places the organism in Eukaryota, Metazoa, Chordata, Aves, Passeriformes, Cinclidae.
GGCUUCCUGGCACAAAUGAGAAAGGAAACAGAGGAUAUUGAAAGCCCCAAGCGCAGCAUUCGUGACAGUGGCUACAUAGACUGCUGGGACUCUGAGCGCAGUGAUUCCCUCUCCCCACCUCGCCACGGCAGAGAUGAUUCCUUUGACAGUCUGGACUCCUUUGGCUCCCGCUCGCAGCAGACACCAUCUCCAGAUGUAGUGCUCAGAGGGAGUAGUGAUGGGAGAGGAAGUGACUCGGAAACUGACCUGCCACACAGAAAGAUGCCAGAUGUGAAAAAAGAUGAUAUGUUGGCGAGGCGGACCUCACACGGUGAACCUAAAUCAGCUGUGCCUUUUAACCAGUACCUCCCAAACAAGAGUAAUCAGACUUUCUAUGUACCUGCUCCACUUCGAAAAAAGAAAGCUGAACGAGAGGAGUACAGAAAGAGCUGGAGCACAGCGACUUCGCCACUAGGAGACAGACCUUUCAGCAAACCCCACCCUGAAACCAUAGAAGAAGAACUGAAUGAAACAACAGGACUGUGUGAAAAGGAGAAAGUGGGUUCCAUAGCUCCUGAAGCAAGCUCCCUUAAAAAUCAAUUAGGUGUGAAUCAAAGUGAAGAAAACUCCACAGACCAGUCUCCUUCAUGCAGUGCAAAAGAAACAUCAGCACCCAAGGGGAAAGAUGUGGAAGAGAUGAAAAAGUUAAGAAGACUUGAACAAGCUGGUAUUAAAGUCAUGUCAGCAGCCCAGCGCUAUGGCAGUAAAAAGCCAAUAUGUGAAGACAGUGGAAGCAUCCCAGACAUCAUCCUUCGCAAGGACAACCCAUUCAUGACACAUUAUCAAGGAAAGGAUUCUGGCUCAGAAGAUGAAGCAGCCAGCAGAGUUCCUGAUUUAGAAAAGGACGACUUUGCCACCAGGAGAGCCAGAAUGAAUCAACCUAAACACAUAAUUCCAUUUAAUUCCUUUGUAGUUGGACCCUAUACAAGUAAAGAGAAAGGUAAACUGGAAGAUAUUAAAAAGCCAUUGCAGAUGGAAAAAAAGGAACAUGCAAGAAGAAGACGGGUGCACAUGACAUCAGUAAGGCAAAUUGGUACAAGCAAAGAGAACCCACUUCUGCAAAAGGAGAAGACUGAGUCACGGGAGGAACAGCAGGUGAAAGAGCUUGAUAAUGAGAGAGAUGAUUUGUCAAAACAGAAAUCUCAAAGCAUCCUGCCUCAGCUACAAGAGGAUGUGCCUUUUGUCAAUGCCUCUAUAACAAAAGCAGAUCUGGAGACCUGGAAAAGAUUGAAACUGUCAGGGGAGCCCAGUGAAGAAGAUUUCAGAUGCUCCAGCAACACCCUGCCACCAACUGAUGCCACGGUGAAAGCAGUAGCCCAUGAUGAUUUUGCUGUCCGCAAAACCAGAGCAAACAAAAAGGCUGGUAGCCCCAAGCAGAAGUUUGUGCAUUUUGGGCCAGUAACUGAGAUAGAUCAACAGAAAUGGGACAAGCUCGUUAUUGGCAGAGCUUCAUCCAAGAGUGGAACAGAAGAGGAAAGCAAGAAAGAUGGUGUGGAGAGUCUCUCUGGAGUUAAAAGCUCUCCUUCAACCACUGCUGUCAGUCUUGGGUUUGCUGAACAACACAGCAGUGAAGUAUCUGAGCCAGAAAAUGAGUCCAGUAAGGGAGGAGUCAAGUCAGGUAGAGAUUACUCUUGCAGGAGAAUUCCAUCACCUCUACCAGCUUCUGAUGUCAUCUGUGAGAAACAAACCCCAUGGAGUCUGAGCAAACAGCAAGAAAGCACCGAGGAAGAAUGUGACAGGAAUUUACCAGAUAUUGAGAGAGAUGAUAUGUUGGUUAGAAGGAUGGGAACUUUUUCAAGGCGUGCCACGAGCUCCAUUCCCAUAAAUUGUCCUCCCCUGUCACUAGCUCAUCUGCUGCAGCAGCAGCAGCAAGAGGAGGUUGUAGCUCGUGAAAAGGAUUUGAAGACUCUACAGGAAGGAGAAAGUACUAUCAGACAAGAAGAAAGCCAAGAACAGCUUGAAAUCCCUCAGCUGCAGAGUGAUGGAACAGAAAACAUGAAAUUUCCAGACCCACAAAGAGAUGACAUGUUAGCCAGAAGAACUGGAGCUUUUCUUAAACAGCAUGGGCCCAAUGUUAAGCAGUUCCUUCCCAUGCCAUUUUCAAAGCAGCAGAAUAAGCAGGGCACAGCUACAGAACUUGAGAAGAAAACCACGAGGCCUGAAAAAUGUCCACAAGUCUACAGUAAUAGCUAUGGAAAACCUGCAGUAGAAUCACCGCAAGGGCAGGAGGACAGUCUCCCACGUACAGGACAAGAUGAGAUUAUUAGAGGUGCCCAAGUGGCUGAAGGUGACCACAGUGAAGUCCACCUUAGUCAAACAUCUAAGCUUCAGGAGGUUCCUGAGGAAAACAAAAUGGAAACACUUUCAUCCAAGGAUGAGCAUCUGCAAACAUUCGGCCCCAGAACUGCUGUGUCUGAUGACGCAGAGAGUAUGAGUAUGUUUGACAUGAGAUGUGAAGAAGAAGCUGUGGCUCAGCCUCAUAGCAAAGCUCGCCAUGAGAAGCUGCAGAAUAUACACAACCAGCUGAAAGAGGAUGAGACCAGAUGGCAAGAUGACCUGGCUCGGUGGAAGAGUCGUCGAAGGAGUGCUUCACAGGAUUUGAUUAAAAAGGAGGCUGAGAGAAAGAAAAUGGAGAGGUUAUUGGCUGGAGAUGGAAUGAGUGAGCGCAGAAAGAGCAUCAAAACCUACCGAGAAAUUGUGGAGGAGAAAGAGAGAAGGGAGCGGGAGCUUCAUGAGGCAUACAAGAAUGCAAAGACACAGGAGGAGGCUGAGAGCAUCCUCCAGCAGUACACUGAAAGAUUCACUAUCAGUGAAGCUGUCCUUGAGCGUCUGCAGAUGCCAAAAAUUCUGGAAAGAAGCCAUUCAGUGGAACCAAAUUCCCCACUGAAAGACCCAAAUCCUCUGAGAUAUUUAAGGCAACAGUCACUUCCUGCUCCAAAAUUCACUGCCACAAUUGAAGCAACCAUUGUUCCCACCACUGAACUAGAGCCCAGCAGUUCAACAGGACGCACAUCUCCCAGCAAAAGUGUCUCCAAGGCUGUACCUAUGCUGACACCCAAGCCUUACUCACAACCCAAAAAUACACAGGAAGUUUUAAAGAACUUUAAGGUAGAUGGAAAAGUCAGCAUGAAUGGAGAAAAUGUCAACGGCAUGGAAGAAAAGGAUAAAGAAUGUACAACAGUAAUAUUUACUCCUUCACCAACCAGAUCUCUGAAAUCUGAUGGAGUAGCCAGAGGGGACAAGCCCCUGGUAGAGCUGAAGAAGGACCCCCCAAGUGUUGAGCUCAGUUUACAGAGGCCUGCCACUCAGAGUGUGCACAAAGAGCCAACAGCCUCCCCGGUGGAACUGGAUGGAGCUGACAGCCUGCAAGCCAAGCGCAGCCCCGGCAGUGAGGCACCUGCCCCCUUGGAGUGCCCAUCCCCAGAAUUUGGUUUAGAUCAAAAGCAAUUCAAGUCAACUGCAGCUUGUGCCAGCCCUGUUGUGAAGAGAUUAGAAUUUCUUCCCAGUCCUGUCCCUUCAGAGGAAACUACUUCAAGCAAGAAAGAUGUGAAGAAAGCUGAAGCAGAGCAACAGAAGGACACAGCACUCCCUCCUACACAGGAGGUGAUUAAAACAAAAUAUCUGGAAGAAAAGGGGAGUGUAGUGCUGCCAUUUUUAAAGAAACUACCUGAAACCAGCCAAGUUACUCUGCAUAACUCUGGUCUACAAGAGCCGCCCCGCGGGGCCAUGGUUCCGCUUAGGGUCCGCAACAACUGGCGGCGCUCACAGUUUUUCUCCCAGUCAGCUGAUUCUGAUACUGGUGAUAAAUCAAAUCGUUUCAAUUUUUGGGCCUGGGAUCCAGAAGAAGAACGAAAGCGCCAGGAAAGGUGGCAGCAUGAGCAAGAACGCUUGCUUCAGGAGAAGUAUCAGAAGGAGCAGUGCAAGCUGAAAGAGGAAUGGGAAAAGGCCCAGAGAGAAGUUGAAGAGGAGGAGCGUAGAUACUAUGAGGAGGAACGCAAGAUAAUUGAGGAUACUGUAGUUCCGUUCAUUGUUUCUUCAAACUCUGCUGAGCUCCUCUCCUCUUCUUCCUCUACCACUGAAGGAAACAAGAUAGUGAACUCAACUGAUUCAAACAGCUGUCCAGGGGAAGGCAAACAAAAAGAAGUUGCAAAGCAGAAAAUGCUGCUCUGGGAGCAGGACAGUAUGUCAUCUCUGAAAAGCAAGGAAAGUGAACUCUGGCAAGAAAAGAGGAGCAGUGGAAAUAAAAUGUUCUCAGGAUACCCAGAGACUGGUAUCUUGAAAGGAGGAAGUGAACAGGAGCACCACAUGCCAGCGACGGAGCUCAGCUCACCUGCCAGACUGAAUCUGCCGCUGACUCAGGAUGAGAAUGUCUCCUGGAGCCAGCAGCUGCUGACAAAGCGAUCUCCACAGUGCAUGGAGGACUUUCUGCAGAAACCAUUCCCAGGCCAGACUGUGGGACAGCAACCAAGCUCCACAGGGGAAUCAAGGAGGGUUGGCUAUCAUGAGACCUUCCGAUCUGGGCCAUCAUCUCCCUGUUCUCCUGCUGCUCUAAGUCAGUCACCCAACAGGUACUAAAGAUCUGUCAGCGGGAAGAAGCUUUGUUCUACCUGUGGUCUCCCUCUUGGAAAAGGAGCUGCCAUGAUUAUUGAAACACUCGGUCUUUAUUUCCAUAUUCAGUGCUUCAGGUGUGGUGUUUGCAAGGGACAGCUGGGAGAUGCAGCCAGCGGCACAGAUGUCAGGAUUAGAAAUGGUCUCCUUAACUGCAACGAUUGUUAUAUCCGAUCCAGAACUGCUGGACAGCCAACUACAUUGUGA